This is a messenger RNA of Symbiodinium sp. CCMP2456, 360 nucleotides long. The record is from the annotation of a GenBank genome assembly. NCBI's taxonomy places the organism in Eukaryota, Dinophyceae, Suessiales, Symbiodiniaceae.
AUGGUUUGGGUGAAACGGCAAAUGGACCAACCUCGCCUGCAUUGCCCGAGCAUCCGGGCAGACAAGGCUUCUAUCUCCCGGGCACUGAAGAAUGGCGAUUCCGUGGGCCUCUUCCCAGGUGGCAUUGCCGAGAUGGUUCGCACCGAUGCGAACACGGAGCGCCUCCUUCUCAACUCUCGGAAGGGAGUGGUGAAGAUUGCGAUGGAGCACAAGGUUCCGUUGGUGCCCGUCUACGUUUUCGGCCAGAGUGUACUCUGGAGUCGCAGCCUAGGUCCUCAACUCUACCAGCCUCAAGAUUCCAAGCCACAACUCAGAAUCCCGGGUGCGCCUGAGAUCUCCAAAGGGGAGCCUGUGGGCUGA